GCCCUGGUAACGUUUGACGUCAGUCCUGAUUUAGCUCGGCGCUGCUCUGGCCGUGUCUUGGACCGGUGUUAUUGGGAGGAAACCCCGUUGACUUCUCUCAUUCGGACAGGCUGGGAGUAUCAGCUGCACCUUGGUACGCUGACAUCUGCAAGAAUCCAGUGAGCAGUCAUGAGCGAAUCAUCUCAGAAGGAGCUGGUACAAAAGGCCAAGCUGGCCGAGCAGGCUGAACGUUACGAUGACAUGGCCGAGGCCAUGAAAGCUGUGACGGAGGAGGGCGAGGAGCUGACCAACGAGGAGCGCAACCUGCUGUCGGUGGCCUACAAGAACGUGGUGGGCGCCCGUCGCUCGUCUUGGCGUGUGGUGUCCAGCAUCGAGCAGAAAGCCGAUUCGAGCGAAGGGAAACAAGCCCGGGUCAAAGAGUACCGGGAAAAAAUCGAGAAAGAGCUGAAAGACAUCUGUAACGACGUUCUGGGUCUUUUGGACAAGUUCCUCAUCCCCAAAGCAAUGAUCCCAGAAAGCAAAGUAUUUUAUUUGAAAAUGAAAGGAGACUAUUUCCGCUAUCUGGCUGAGGUUGCAACAGGAGACGAGAAGACUGGCAUUAUAGAGAAUUCUAAGGAGGCGUACGGGAAGGCCUUUGAGAUCAGCAAAGAGGAAAUGUCACCCACACACCCGAUACGCCUCGGUCUAGCCCUCAAUUUCUCCGUCUUCUUCUAUGAGAUCCUCAAUUCUCCUGAAGAGGCUUGCAGUCUAGCCAAACAGGCUUUUGAUGAUGCCAUCGCUGAACUCGACACACUGAGCGAAGAUUCGUACAAAGACAGCACACUAAUCAUGCAGCUAUUGAGGGACAACUUGACGCUGUGGACUUCUGACAGCGCGGCUGAGAACGAGGAGCCCGAGGAGCCCAAAGAAUGAGCCUCACCCCCCCCCCUCCCUGUCAUCCCGUCUGCCUGACAUCGUCCAAAGUCCUCUUUUGGUUUUGUUUUUGAUCAGCACUUUGACCACCUCAUUCAUGACAUCCAGCUCAAUCCUUUUCUUUCUCCAUCCAUGUCUCUGCUCAUCUCACUCUACUGGGUUUGCUGUUUUUCUGCAGUAACUGCAAACAAACAGCGGGGGCGUUACAGUGUUGAUGGGAAGGUUCAUGUCUGUUUGUAUUUCUUGCUGACCUUUUCUGGGUUAAAUCAAGCUUUUUUUUUUUUUAGGUAUUCUAUUCUUGAGACGUGCAGCGAGUGGUUUUUAACACCAACAAUGAAUUCAGCGUGCGUGUAUCCUACUCUAUAAAGGGGCUGUUUGUAAGCAGCACCGUUACGACCAAUCAAACAGAAGCUGCCUGCUCACACCUGACUUGGCAGAAGAGGAAUUGCAGCGAAGGUAGACUCAGUGGUGACAUAAUGGGGAGCGCUGGUGAUGAAGGGCCAGAUUUUACACAGGUUACAUUCCAUAUAAUGUCGGUUAUCAACCAUCUACUGUCCUUUUUGUUUUUUUGUUGGGGGGGGCUGUUUUUGUACGUCUAUGUAUUCAUUACGAGGUUUAGAACAUUUAAAAAGACAAGAGCACAAGCUUGUACUGUUGCUGUUUUUUAUGAGCACCUCAGUAAGUAUGAAAAUCCCACUUUUUAUAUAAUUAAAAGGUCUUUGAAAAUGAGUUUCUUGUUUUCAAAAAUUGCAUAAAUCUGAUUAAAGGCUAGUCUGGAGAAGUCAGGCUGUUGUUGGAUGGUUAGCUUUGUCUGUCUUUGGAUUUUUUUUGUACUGACCACUUGAGCAUAACUGUUUUUUGGGGUAAUGCAUAAUUACAUUUAAGUGAAAUAAACCAUUUAAAAGGUU
Cyprinodon tularosa is the source of this 1820-nucleotide messenger RNA. RefSeq names its product 14-3-3 protein zeta/delta-like. The record is from RefSeq and is a predicted model, not a curated record. Lineage: Eukaryota; Metazoa; Chordata; Actinopteri; Cyprinodontiformes; Cyprinodontidae. Gene Ontology annotation, biological process: signal transduction. The transcript is spliced from 6 exons. The coding region runs from base 169 to 912 and encodes 247 amino acids. Gene Ontology annotation, cellular component: cytoplasm.